AUGAAUCGUAAGUUCUUCUCUCGGUGUUUUAUUCAAUUUGUCAGACGACCGAGUAAAUGCAAAACCUACAUCUUCGUUUUCUCCUCCUCCUGUUCCUUCUUCUUCUUCUUCUUCUUCUUCUUCUUCUUCUUCUUCUUCUUUCUUCUUCUUCUUCUUCUAUCAUUCUCAUAUGAUGAUAAUGUCGUUAUAGGCCUUUCUCUGACUUUUUUUCAUUUUUAUAUCACUUACAUCCAUUUUCUUUUAUUCUUCUUCUUCUUUUUCAAUUUCUUCUUAACUUCUUCUUCUUCUUCUUCUUCUUCUUCUUCUUCUUCUUCUUCUUCAGUCUCUACUUCUUCUUUAAAUUUCUCAUUCUCAUCAUCAUCAUCAUCAUCAUCAUCACUGCCACCAUGCUUUACUCUCCUCCUUCUUUCCUUGUUUAAGUCCUUCUCAUUCAUCCAUUUCAUCAUAAUCACCAUUUUCAUCUUCUUCUUCUUCGUCUUUAUCUUCUUCGUCACUCUAGUGACUGUGUUUCAUCUUUAUCUAUUUCAUCAGCAUCAACUUCUUAUUCUUCUUCUCAUCAUCAUCUUCUUCACUGCCACCAUGUUUUCUUCUUCUCCGUCUUUUCAUUUUUUUCUUUAA
Messenger RNA from Acanthosepion pharaonis, 618 nucleotides. The record is from the annotation of a GenBank genome assembly. Lineage: Eukaryota; Metazoa; Mollusca; Cephalopoda; Sepiida; Sepiidae.